AUGCAGUCCGCCCUCUUCAACUUCCAGUCCCUCCUCCUCGUCAUCCUCCUCCUGAUCUGCACAUGCGCCUACGUGCACGAUAUGUUCCCCAGCAUCCUCGACAGGAAAAAGGACGGCCCCAUGGGCGUCUUCUGGAAAUGCGCCCGGAUAGGGGAGCGUCUGAGCCCCUACAUAAGUAUAUGCUGCGUCGGCAUGGCUCUGUCUUUGUUGGUAUAG
This is a messenger RNA of Diaporthe citri, 216 nucleotides long. RefSeq lists its product as uncharacterized. The record is from RefSeq and is a predicted model, not a curated record. Lineage: Eukaryota; Fungi; Ascomycota; Sordariomycetes; Diaporthales; Diaporthaceae. The coding region runs from base 1 to 216 and encodes 71 amino acids. The transcript has 2 exons. Gene Ontology annotation, biological process: protein secretion; intracellular transport.